AUGAAGCAAAGAUUCUCCUCACUGGAUGUGAAAAUCAUUGCACAUGAGCUCCAGGAGCGCCUGGUGACUCUUCGGCUCUCUAAUGUAUACGACCUUUCUUCCAAAAUUCUUCUUCUCAAGUUUGCGAAACCCGACAACAAGAAGCAGCUUGUCAUCGAUACCGGAUUCCGUUGUCACCUGACGAAGUUCGCACGCACGACCGCCGCGGCUCCCUCUAUAUUCGUUGCGCGCCUCCGGAAGUUUCUCAAGACCAGACGGUUGACGGCAGUCAGACAAGUGGGCACUGAUCGAGUCCUCGAAUUUGAGUUCAGUGAUGGCCAAUAUCGCAUGUUCUUGGAGUUCUUUGCGAGCGGUAACAUCAUCCUCACAGACGCCGACCUGAAUAUCCUCGCUCUUGCGAGAACCGUGUCCGAAGGCGAAGGACAGGAGCCACAGCGAGUCGGACUGCAAUACUCUCUUGAGAACAGGCAGAACUAUGGCGGAAUUCCCCCCUUGACCAAGCAAAGAGUGCAAAAUGCCCUCAAGGCCGCUGUGGAAAAGGCGGCUGCUGAUGCGACGUCAUCAAAGAAGCAAAAGGGCAAGCCUGGUGGUGACCUGAGAAAGAGUCUGGCCGUGUCUAUCACAGAGUUGCCUCCAGUACUUGUGGAUCACUGGCUGCAUACAAAUAACUUCGAUACUACAGUCAAACCACAUGAAGUUCUGGCUAACGAAAUUUUGCUGGAUGAGCUGGUUAAGUCACUACAAGAAGCUCGUAAAAUUGUGGAAGAGCUUACGAGCUCGGAAACAUGCACUGGCUAUAUAUUUGCUAAACGCCGAGAAAGACCGGAAGGAACCGAAGUCGACGAAGAAACGAAGACCAAGCGUGAUAACCUACUAUACGACGACUUUCACCCUUUCAUCCCCUACAAAUUGAAGAACGAUCCCGCAAUCGAGGUUCUCGAGUUCGAGGGCUACAACGAGACAGUUGAUGAGUUCUUCUCGUCUUUGGAAGGUCAAAGACUCGAGUCUAAACUGACUGAACGCGAGGCAACAGCAAAACGAAAGCUGGAAGCUGCGAAGAACGAACAGAACAAACGGAUCGAGGGGCUUCAAGAAGCACAAUCCCUCAACUUUCGCAAAGCUGCCGCCAUCGAAGCGAAUGUCGAACGUGUCCAGGAAGCUAUGGAUGCCGUCAAUGGGCUACUCAAUCAAGGAAUGGAUUGGGUGGAUGUUGGAAAGCUGGUUGAACGCGAGAAAAAGCGCCACAACCCUGUUGCCGAUAUUAUCAAGCUACCCUUGAACCUUGCUGAGAACCUUAUCACGCUCGAGCUUGCCGAGGAAGAGUUUGAACCGGAAGAAGAUGACCCUUAUGAGACCGACGACGACGACGACGACGACAGCGCACUGGGCGAUGAUGAAGGCACAUCAGCUGCCAAAGGAAAGCAGACCAAUAAGGCUCUCAAUGUGGAGAUCAAUCUUGGCUUCAGCCCCUGGAGCAACGCUCGAGAGUAUUUCGAUCAGAGAAAGACGGCGGCCGUCAAGGAAGAAAAGACCCAGCAACAAGCAUCCAGGGCAUUGAAGAAUGCGGAACAAAAGAUCACCGAGGAUCUCAAAAAGGGACUGAAACAAGAAAAGGCUCUGCUCCAACCCAUUCGUAAGCAGAUGUGGUUCGAGAAGUUCACUUGGUUUAUCUCAUCCGACGGAUAUCUUGUAAUCGGAGGAAAGGAUGCUCAGCAGAACGAAACCAUCUACAAGAAAUACCUUCGAAAAGGCGACAUUUACUGUCAUGCUGACCUACAUGGAGCAUCCAGCGUCAUUAUCAAGAACAACCCUAAAACGCCAGAUGCACCUAUCCCUCCUGCAACGCUUUCCCAGGCGGGAUCACUCGCUGUGUGCUCGUCAAAUGCCUGGGAUUCUAAAGCUGGCAUGCCUGCGUGGUGGGUCAACGCUGAUCAAGUCUCCAAAUCUGCCCCAACAGGAGAGUUUCUGCAAGCUGGAAGCUUCAUGAUUCGUGGAAAGAAGAACUUUUUGCCUCCAGCCCAGCUCCUCCUUGGACUGGGUCUUGCUUUUAGAAUCAGCGAAGAGAGUAAAGCCAAGCACGUCAAGCACCGGUUGCACGAUGUCGACUCCGCAAUCGGUGACGAAGGCUCCGGUGCUCCCCAAUCAGCGGGAAUGAUGGGUGAUGCCGACGAGCCCGAUGCAGGACAUUCCGAUGUGCCCUCUGAUUAUGAAAUCGAAGACGAGAAACACGAUGAAGAGUCUCGCGAUAAUCCCCUUCAGGCAUUUAAGAAGGGCGAAGGUCGCAAUGACGAAGUCGAAGUGGCCGAUGAGGGUGUUUCUGAGCUCAAGAUCUCGGACGAGGCAACUAACGAGGCCCCUGACCAAGAGGCAGCCGAGGCCGACGAGAAUGAAGAGGAGGAGGAGGAGGAGGAGGAUCGAAACGAAGAAAAUGAAGCCGAUGAAGGUGAAGAGCCUGCUAAAUCAGAGAAGGAGACUGCCAGCAAGCCCGCAGACACAGGCACACAAAACAACACCCCAAACGCAUCCAAGAAGCACCCCCCCAAGCGAGGUCAACGAAGCAAAGCCAAGAAGAUUGCUGCAAAGUACAAGCACCAAGACGAUGAAGAUAGAACCGCUGCGGAAGCUUUGAUAGGAGCUACCGUUGGGCAAAAGAAAGCUGAAGCUGAGGCAAAGGCUAAAGCAGAUCGCGAGGCUGAACUUGCUGCAGCCAAAGAGCGGCGUCGUGCACAGCACCAGCGGCAACAAAAGGAAACGGCUGAACACGAGGAGAUUAGACGCGUCAUGAUGGAGGAAGGUGUUGAAAUGCUCGACGAAGAUGAGGCCAGUCAGAUGACAGUGCUCGAUGCUAUUGUUGGCACACCCCUUCCCGGUGAUGAGAUCCUCGAGAUCAUCCCCGUUUGCGCUCCAUGGAAUGCCCUAGGACGCUACAAGUACAAGGCCAAGUUACAGCCUGGUGCGACCAAGAAGGGCAAGGCAGUCAAGGAGGUUCUUGAGCGUUGGAAGGCGGCUUCUACUAAGAAGGGUGUUGUGGAUGAAAAUGCUCGGGACAAGGAUCGAAUGUGGCCGCGUGAGGUUGAGCUGAUCAAGGCGCUUAAACCUGAAGAGACCUACAACGUCGUGCCUGUUGGUAAGGUGAGAGUCAUGAUGGCCGGCGGAGGCGGUGGAAGCGGCGGCAAUGGCGGCAAGAAAGGUGCUGGUGGGAAGGGCAAGAGGGGAGGUAGAGGAUCCAAGAAAUAG
Fusarium pseudograminearum CS3096 is the source of this 3237-nucleotide messenger RNA. RefSeq lists its product as uncharacterized. The transcript has 3 exons. Gene Ontology annotation, molecular function: ribosomal large subunit binding; tRNA binding. NCBI's taxonomy places the organism in Eukaryota, Fungi, Ascomycota, Sordariomycetes, Hypocreales, Nectriaceae. Gene Ontology annotation, biological process: rescue of stalled cytosolic ribosome; ribosome-associated ubiquitin-dependent protein catabolic process. Gene Ontology annotation, cellular component: RQC complex. The record is from RefSeq and is a predicted model, not a curated record. The coding region runs from base 1 to 3237 and encodes 1078 amino acids.